This is a messenger RNA of Penicillium verrucosum, 876 nucleotides long. RefSeq lists its product as uncharacterized. Bases 1 to 876 code for a protein of 291 amino acids. Lineage: Eukaryota; Fungi; Ascomycota; Eurotiomycetes; Eurotiales; Aspergillaceae. The transcript has a single exon. The record is from RefSeq and is a predicted model, not a curated record.
AUGCAUUCCCUCACCACAUCAUUCAUCUCCCUAUCCCUGCUAUCAAGCACAGUCUACGCCCAAAGCAUCGCCCGCGUCUGGACACACUUCUACCCAAACUGCCCCGGCGAACCAUUCACCAAACUCGACACAUACGAAAACUACCAAGUAUCCGGCCCAUCCCAAGAUAUCACCAUAGACAGCUGCAAAAACUUCGCCGUCCCCUCCUACGAACACAAUCUCGUCAGCGCUAUCUCCGUCGACGCAGAGCUCCUCUCCCACAACCACGACCUCCCCUUCCUAGAAGGCGGCAGCGGCUGCAAUAUCACCGUCCACGAGGUCCCGGGCUGCAUCGACCCACCCCUAAUCAGCAAAGAGAUUAGAAAUGGCGUUGAAGUCAGCCAGUGCGAGCCCCGCCAGUUCGUCGCUUACAGCCAGGUCUGGGUGAAUCUGGUUUGCGAUAGCGAUAGUCCCCUCCAUGAUGAGAAUAUUCCCGCAAAGGAGAACAAGGAGGCCAAUACCAAGCAGUCCAUGUCUACUGCUCAGCCUGAUGCGCCUGUGCGCGCGGAGAAACAGACUACCAUUGAGGAUAUCCGUAAUAUCCAGACGCCCGGGUCGAGUUCGGAUUCUUCGCGUUCGUCACAGGUUACGCAGAACGAGCGUGAGCCUGUGCAGGAGGGGCGUGUUAAUAAUGCCGGUCAUGCGGAGAGCGACCGGAUUGUUCAUCAGACGAUGGAGUUGUUGAAGAAUAAGACUUCGCAUAUCGUCUCUGGCAAGCACCAUGCCACCCACUCGAAUGUUACGCUGCAUCACAAUAGCACUGCCCCGGGCAAUCGCACUGUGAUGUCUCGUCGCCGUUUGUCUGUUUUGCGAAACCGGACUGCUCGUUUUAUUUAA